UGUCGGCCGGCGCAUCACCCAGUAGCCGCACCAACUUCGAUUCUCCCUCAUCUACGGUCAUUUCGACCCCGCGGGACCAUCGCGACCAUGUCGUUGCAGCAGCGAGCUCGACAGGCGCCUCCGCCCAUUCCGCAGCUCAUUCCAUGUCAGGAGUGACGGUGAUCGACCCUGAUACCCAGCCGUCUUCAGUCUUGAAUCCCCGAUCCUGCGUAACGUGUCGCAGACGCAAGGUGAGCAACACCCGGGGGACCUUUGAUUUGCUUCCGUUUCGUAGCUCGGGGUGGUGAGUGCGGGGCGCAGACUCCCCCAAGACAUGGCUUUUAUUCUGUCGCUAUGUACAGUUUAGGAGUGGUGGCAAGUACUAAACCCGGACAGGUGCGAUGCGACAAACAAAUGCCAUGUGGCAACUGUCGCAAGGCUCACAUAUCCUGCAUCUUUCCGGCGCCGGGUCGGGCACCGCGACGACCUCGCCCUAAAGACCCCAACGCCCCGCCGAAACAGACGAGCGAACGCGAGAUCGAGUUGAUGAAGCGACUACGGAAGCUCGAGGGCAUUGUCGAUGAGCUUAGCGGUCAGAUCGAGGUCGAACGAAACCCUUCCAGCGCCGCGGAUUCACCCGAAGACACAACAGAAAAUGUACACGAGCGGGAGAGACGCAAGGAGGCUGCCGCGAUCUCUUCCAAUUACCCCCCGUCUCGGUCGCCCGAGCCAGGACGCUUGCUCAGAGGUUCCGGCACCGGCAACACGAGUUGGGGUCCGUUAACAAGCCCGUUGAAGGAGGUAAAUAAAGAGUUUGGCCGCCUCGUGCUCAACGAUAACGGCAAGACCCGCUACGUGAGCAGUGCAUUUUGGUCCAAGAUGAAUGAUGAACUCAAUCAACUGCGAGCUGAGACUCAACAAUUGACGGACGAAAACUCGGAAGACUCGGACGACGAGGGCAGCUCUCCGGAUACAGUCCAGUCCGACAAAAAUCAAUCACUAGACCACCAUGCGUUCAUUUUUGGUUACAGAUCCUGCGAUGUCGACUUGCGCAAGCUUCAUCCACUUCCGUCGCAGAUCCCCUUUAUUUGGCAGGUGUAUACAGAGAAUGUUGAUCCCGUUGUCAAGAUUCUACACGUUCCGACAAUGAACGUUAUCAUUCGCAAAUUAAGGAGUGAUAUGAAUAACAUCGCGCCUGGAUUGGAGGCCUUGAUGUUCUCAAUAUAUUAUGCAGCCAUCACGUCAAUGGAGGACGACGAGGUGAAGAUAAACUUUGGUGCCGAGAAGUCGCAUUUGAUUCGCCAGUACCGGUUCGCAACCGAGCAAGCUCUUGCCAAAGCCAACUUCCUGAAUACCUCGGAGCUUGUCGUCGUACAGGCUUUCACCAUUUUCCUAGUUUUAGUCCGACGUUAUGACGACACCCGUUUCUCAUGGACCCUGACCGGCCUCCUGAUUCGUAUCAGCCACUCGCUCGGCAUACACCGCGAGGGCACCCACUUCGCUGAUUUAUCGCCAUUUGAUAUUGAAAUGCGCCGCCGUUUAUGGUGGGCGGUAUGCAUUCUGGAUCUGAGGUCGGCCGAGGACCAGGGCACCGAUUUGACGAUUGCGGAACAAACAUAUGAUACCCAGUUUCCGCUGAAUGUGAAUGAUUCCGAUAUCAGUCCAGACAUGAAGGAGUUUCCCCGUGAGAGGGCUGACGCCACCGAUCUGACAUUCUGUCUUAUUCGUUACGAAAUUUGCACACUUGCACGACGAUUGCACUCGGCAUCCAACGCCAUGGCUCCGUGCCCCAAGGAUACCCAGUUGACCUUGAAAGAGCGGGAGGAUCUGCUUAUCGAUAUUUACGACCGUGUUGAGCAAAAGUACCUCAAACCCUUCACUGACCAAGAAGGUGACUUGCUUAACUGGGUCGCGGCUGCCAUCGCCCGACUCAUUAUGGCAAAAAUGAGUCUCAUCAUUUACCAGCCCAUUCUUUUUCCCCAUUCCCCCGGUCAGGGGCCCUCAGUGUCUGAGGAGGUUAGGGAUCGACUUUUCACGUCCUCAACCGAAGUCGUUGAGUACAACAAACUUCUGAAUAGCGACAACCGGUGCAAGCAGUACCGUUGGCUGUUCCAAACAUACACACAAUGGCAUGCUGUUGCCUUCCUACUACUGGAGGUAUGCCGUCGACCGUGGUCGGCGGCAGUCGAGCGAGCUUGGAGGGCACUCAGUGCCACCUUCCAAGAUCCAGAACCGUCUGAGAAGGCCCGACUUAUCCAAACACAGCAUAGAGCUGUGCUGUUACCUAUCCGCAAACUUAUGAUGAAGGCAAAAUUGCAUCGCGAGGAAGAGAUCGCACGUUUACGUGGCGAGCCGGAAGCUGCCAAACGGCUUGACAGAAUUGAGAGGGCAAAGACACCCAAUCCCAAUUUUCACAACAUGCCGGCCGCCGUGAGCAUCCAGCUUGCUCAAGAAGAAUGGCGCAAACUUGUAGGGGUGCCAUACCCUGAAAACCCGCCCCAUGAUGGGUGCGUCGAUGACGAGGUGCCAAACGGUUCCGCGGCAUCCAAUCCGCACCUACCACAGGCUAACCAGCAAAUCUCGGUGGCGCAGUCGCAGCAGGUUAUGGACUACAUGACGGACGCUAUGUCCCAGCAAACCUUCAAUCCGCAAGACUUCUGGUCAUUAGUUUACCCAGAUGAAUCCACCGAGCUAGCGAGGCAAGUCAUCUUUGAAAAUGGACUCUCCGGUGGAAUAUCACAACCACAACCAGACAUGCGUAUGAUGCCGACCCAAGGCAGCCCCGUGGCAAACAAGGGUGGCAUUCCGUUUCCCAGAGACAGCUUGCCCACUACUCAACCUGUGUCGCAAACGCCCCUGCCACAGUCGACGACACCAGCCACGUCGGCUGGUAUGAACUCGUUCGUCGACGACAAUCCGCCGCCUUGGCUGUGGUCCCAUACGUGGGGGACGAGCAGUGCAGACGUCACUGCCAAUCUGCCAGCGGUCGACGAUGGCGACGUGAACAUGGAAGAAGACUUCAACUGGCAAGAUUGGCAGCAGUCCAUCAAAGGUCUGGAGAUGGACGCCGGUGUGGGGAUGGGGAUGCCGGGUCGAAGCGGAGGGUUCUCGGGCGGGAUAUGACAAUAAGCCCGUGAUAUGGUUGCUAGAUAAGACUGGGUCUUGGCCGGCACGAGGCCAGUAUCAGCAAUAUAUUACCAUUUCUCAGCGGUGGCUCGACAAUGUCUGGUUUAGUAUCAUAGAAUGGGGUUCUUUUUUAAAU
Messenger RNA from Pseudomassariella vexata, 3241 nucleotides. RefSeq names its product fungal-specific transcription factor domain-containing protein. Lineage: Eukaryota; Fungi; Ascomycota; Sordariomycetes; Amphisphaeriales; Pseudomassariaceae. The record is from RefSeq and is a predicted model, not a curated record. The coding region runs from base 334 to 3102 and encodes 922 amino acids. Gene Ontology annotation, biological process: regulation of DNA-templated transcription; DNA-templated transcription. The transcript is spliced from 3 exons. Gene Ontology annotation, molecular function: DNA-binding transcription factor activity, RNA polymerase II-specific; zinc ion binding; DNA binding.